AUGUCACACCACAAUCUACGGGCAGAAAAGAACUGCCUUUCACUUGAUGGGGUGGGUGUGCGCAGCCUCUCCUCUCUCCUUAUCCUUGAGGAAAUAGUGCGUCAAUAUAACAUUGCAAACGGGCUUGCGGCAGAUGACCAGCCUCCAGGCAAUGUGUUUCAUGUCGCUUUUGGGACCAGCGGCGGAGGCCUAAGCGCGUUGAUGAUCAAGAAAUAUGCCAUGCCUAUGCAGGCAUGCAUCAAUAGCCUCCGUGGCGUCUCUAACACCGUGUUCCGACGACGUGCAGCUUGGCCAAAUCUCGAUCUUGGUGCUCUCACCGGUGGACUUUUCGCCGGGUCACGUUUCAGUCAGGGACUGCUUCGGCAACAAAUCCAGCUGAUCACAGGCACCCGCACACAGAUGCAGAACCCUUCUUCCAAUUGCAACUGCUACGUGGUUUGCCGUCGUUCGAACAGCGCUGGGAGAAUCAUUGACAAUCGAGCGGUGUGCUUUGCCUGUUUUGCAAAUGGACAAGCCAAUCGUCUUGUGUGGGAAGCCGCUUUGGCCACCAGCGCUGCAUCCACCUACUUUCCUCCCGCACAACUGGGACCCCUGGAGUACUACAUCGAUGGUGGGUUGGGCUUCAACAACCCGAUUCUGACGUUUUCGAAACAGAAAUCGUACAUGGGUAUUGGAGACCGCACUUGGUGGCGGUUCUGGGACAGGCUUACUAUCAUAAACGUGUUUCAAAAUGCCCUUGCCCUUGCAACCGACAUCAAGAAUGACCAUGAUGCUUUUGAAGAAAUUGCUGGGUUGUCAUCGAAUUGGUCCUAUUUCCGGUUCAACUGCGGCGGGGGACUUGCAGAUAUCCCUCUUGAUCAAGCGAGCCAGUUGCCAACCAUCGAGAACCUGACCAGGGCUUACCUUGCGAAACCCCAAACGCAGGCGACGAUCCAAGAUGCUUUCAGUUACGUGCUUGAUUUACUGGUCUACUAUCCUCUACCAACCCGCCAUCCUGCAUCCUAA
Messenger RNA from Aspergillus fijiensis CBS 313.89, 1005 nucleotides. Its product is annotated as FabD/lysophospholipase-like protein. Lineage: Eukaryota; Fungi; Ascomycota; Eurotiomycetes; Eurotiales; Aspergillaceae. Gene Ontology annotation, biological process: arachidonate metabolic process. The record is from RefSeq and is a predicted model, not a curated record. The coding region runs from base 1 to 1005 and encodes 334 amino acids. Gene Ontology annotation, cellular component: membrane. The transcript has 6 exons.